AUGGAUGAGAACGUUCCGAACAGGUGGCUUCGCGAUGAUCUUUCCAAAAUGCUCCAAAGCAAACCGCUCCCCGAUCUGCGGUCCUUCUUGUGGAGUGCUCUGACCGUUGAUCUCCUCCCGCCCUCUGGGUUAGGUGAAAUCCUCCCGCCCUCUGAGUUUGGUGAAACGACUUCCAUUCCAGUACUGAAGCAACGGUCCUACACUGCUAAUACACUCGCCAUACCAUCCACUCUUGCCGACACUCUCUGCACCGACCUCGGCAUGGAGGGAUUCUUGACGAAGCUCAACACCACCUUCGUACUGCCAUACACUUUGUUCCCUCCGUGGAUAUACUCCGUACUUGAGGACUGCAUCUCGAAAAACUAUGACUUUGGGACUGCGUUUGCUCAUCUCUGCUUAUUUUGGCACAACCCGACAUUGAGGACUAUUCCUUGA
This is a messenger RNA of Desarmillaria tabescens, 435 nucleotides long. RefSeq lists its product as uncharacterized. Bases 1 to 435 code for a protein of 144 amino acids. The record is from RefSeq and is a predicted model, not a curated record. The transcript has 2 exons. NCBI's taxonomy places the organism in Eukaryota, Fungi, Basidiomycota, Agaricomycetes, Agaricales, Physalacriaceae.